Messenger RNA from Daldinia loculata, 1219 nucleotides. RefSeq names its product NADP-dependent oxidoreductase domain-containing protein. The coding region runs from base 625 to 1137 and encodes 170 amino acids. NCBI's taxonomy places the organism in Eukaryota, Fungi, Ascomycota, Sordariomycetes, Xylariales, Hypoxylaceae. The record is from RefSeq and is a predicted model, not a curated record. The transcript is spliced from 3 exons. Gene Ontology annotation, cellular component: cytoplasm.
CCUUAGUCAGGACCGGGGUUCAAUAUAACAUCCGGGCCGAAUAAGAUAUAUACGGAUUUAAGAACAAAAAGUCCAGCAUGCCGUAACUAAUAAUGAUAUGUUUCACGGUAGAGGAUAUAUAAAAGUCGGUUAACGCGUAAUAUAUGUAAGAGAUGUCUAGACCAAUACCGGUUGUAAUAGCUGCGCUCUUCCUUUCCAGUAGCACAACUUACAAGAAAGCUCCUUUAUCGAUUUUCCAUCAACCACCAUAACUCGGCAUAAUUCGACAGUUUACAUCAUGAGUCCAGGAAAAGCAGCGCCCACUCGUGUCAACGGCCAGGUCGUAGGCCCUGUUGGAUUCGGCAUGUUGGGUAAGUAGCCUACUGUAUAAGGCAUAUGCAUUAACAUAGGAUAAUACUAAUUCGACACCAUAUACUAGGGUUAACGAAGCCGUGGGCCCCUGUCGAGUAUCCCAUUGCUGCGAAAGUCUUGAAGACGGCAUUAGAGCAAGGUGCGAAUCUUUGGAAUGGUGGCGUGCACUACGGAACUCCCGAAGCAAAUUCUCUGCAUCUAGUCAAGUACUACUUCGAACAGUAUCCCGAAGAUGCUAGCAAGGUCGUUCUCAGCAUCAAAGGUGCAUUUGGGAUGAAGACCGGACCAGACGGUAGCCCGGAAGGUAUCCGCGCUUCUGUCGAGGAGGCCCUCAAAGUGCUAGGUGGUACCAAAACCAUUGACGUCUUUGAAUGCGCGCGGGUUGACCCUAAGGUCCCCGUUGAGACCUCUAUCAAAGCAUUGGGCGAGCUCGUAAAGGAGGGUAAGAUUGGCGGUAUCGGCCUGAGCGAAGUUGGCGCAAACACAAUCCGCAAAGCUCACGCGGUGCAUCCUAUCUCGGCCGCCGAGAUCGAGUUUAGCUUAUUCACGCCCGAUCCCCUUCAUAACGGUGUUGCGGAUACUUGCCACGAACUCGGCAUCCCUAUCGUAGCAUACAGCCCCAUCAGCCGCGGGUGGCUAAGCGGCGAGCUGCGUAGCUUAGACGACCUCCCGCAGAACGACUUCCGCCGCAUGCUCCCACGCUUCCAGCCCGAGGUCUUCGAUCAGAACUUCAAGCUCGUCGAGGCAGUGGAGCAGAUCGCCAAGCGUAAGGGUGCUACGUAUUAGGGUAUAAGUAAAGUUAAUAUGAAUUAGGUAUAGAUUUAUAUAGGAUAAAUAUAUAAGGAAGCGUUUUGCGCUUUUGUAAAAA